Rotaria socialis is the source of this 702-nucleotide messenger RNA. Lineage: Eukaryota; Metazoa; Rotifera; Eurotatoria; Philodinida; Philodinidae. The record is from the annotation of a GenBank genome assembly.
AUGUAUGGAAACAUAUUGAUUGGUGUUAAUAUUGGCCGAAAUAAAAAUACUAAAACAGAUGUUGAACAAGAUUACACAUUAGGUAUUGAACAAUUUGGGUGUCUCGCUGAUUAUCUUGUUAUUAAUAUUUCAAGUCCUAAUACACCUGGUUUACGAGAUUUACAAAAUGAAAACGAACUAAAAAAACUUUUAACUUCUAUUCGAAAAGUUUGCAAUAAAAUAUCAUGUAAAGAUGAGCAAGAUCAAACAGCACGAACACCGUUGAUUUUACUUAAAAUUGCACCAGAUCUCAAUGAAAACGAAAUAAAAUCAAUUUCAAAUAUUAUUCGUCAGUCAAAUACAAAAGUCGACGGUUUAAUCAUUUCAAAUACAACAAUAGCUCGAAUGGACACAUUAAAAAGUGAACAUCGAAAUGAAACUGGUGGAUUAAGCGGUAGGCCAUUGAAAGAGAAAGCACUGCAAACUCUUCGUUUAUUUCGACAGCAUACUCAAGGUCAAGUUCCUUUAAUUGGUGUUGGCGGUAUCGAAACAGUAGACGAUAUUGUCGAACGAAUGAAAGCUGGCGCUAGUCUUGUACAAAUUUAUACAAGUUUAGCUUAUUCUGGUCCACCCGUAGUCAAUAAACUGAAUCGUCAAUUAGUCAGUUUAAUGAAACAACAAAAUAUAAAGCACCUCAACGAUUUCAUUGGUAAAGAAAGUUAA